Messenger RNA from Notechis scutatus (mainland tiger snake), 769 nucleotides. NCBI's taxonomy places the organism in Eukaryota, Metazoa, Chordata, Lepidosauria, Squamata, Elapidae. The record is from RefSeq and is a predicted model, not a curated record.
UUGUGUACGUCUGUUGCCCGCCCGACAUCUUCCGUGGCCUGAUGCUCCAGGCGCACCGGGAAGGGCUGACCGCCGGCGAGUAUGCCUUCUUCUACAUGGACCUCUUCGGGAGCAGCCUCCAGAGCUCCCGGUUUCCCGACCCGACCCUGCCUUGGCGACGUGGGGAUGGGAACGACGGGGCGGCCCGUGAGGCUUACAAGGCUGUCAUGCUCAUCACUUACACCGAACCCCAAAAUCCGGAAUACCACUCGUUUCUCCAGGACAUCAAACGAACCUCCCAGGAGCAGUUUAACUUCACCAUGGAAGACGGACUGGAAGAUUUCAUCGUGGGGGCUUUUUACGACGGGGUCAUGCUCUACGGCCAGGCGGUAAAUGAGACGUUGGCGCUGGGCGGCUCUAUCACCGACGGCUUGGCCAUCACGCUCCAGAUGCGUAACCGGACUUUUCAAGGAAUCACGGGGCUCCUGCGGAUCGAUCAGAACGGAGACCGGGAAAUGGAUCACUCCCUCUGGGAUCUGGAUCCGGCCAGCGGAGUGUUUGAGGUCGUGGCCAUUUACAACGGGACCACCAAGAAGAUCGAAACGAUCCCUGGGAAAAAGAUCCACUGGCCAGGCAACGCCGUUCCGAGGGAGGUGCCCUUUUGCGGGUUUGAAAAUGAAAAUCCGCUUUGCCAGAAAGCCUCGUUUUCCUUGCUGGAGAUCUUGGCGCUCGUGAUGACGUUACUCCUGUUUGGCAUCAUCCUCACAGCCUUCUUUGCCUACCGGUGAGU